GUACCGAAGCCCGAGAAGAGAAGCAGCAGAGCCUCCACAAAGUUAGAAGGUUAACCAUGGCGUUCCGCAUAGCCCUCGCCCGCCGCCUCCUUAACCUUUCCAAGACUGUCUCCUCCUUCUCCUCUUCCCUCGCCCCGCCUCCCACCUCCUCCUCGGCCGCCGCCGUGCCCAAAUUAGGCCUUCUCCACCAAUCCCACGCGCGGUUCCCCUUCGCCGUCACCGGCGACUUGCCCCAUCGUGUCGGAGAUCGGAUCCGUUUGGAGUAUCUAUCCCUGCCGGAUGAGGAACAGAGGGUGACGGUGUCGCAGGCGAGGAAGGUGCUGAGGGCGGCUCAGAUGGAGGCGGUUCGGGAGAAGCUGAAGGGGCUCGGCCGGAGCUGUAUCUCCUACGCGGAGUUCGUCCAGAUCUGCGGAAACGUCCCCGGGAUCGAGACAUCGACGGGUCUCGCGAAGGCACUGGAUGAGUCCGGCGCUGUCGUCGUCUUCGGCGAUGUUGUCUUCCUCCGCCCCGAAAUGGUAGCGAAGGCAAUCGAGAGGAUGAUUCCGUCUCCAGCACAAGAUGAGAGCGAGACGGAGGAGCUGAGGGCGAUGGAGGCGAAGAAAGCGUGGAUCGAGAAGGCAGCGGCGGCGGCGGUGCGGAGGGAGAUGUGGGCGGGGCUGGGGUUCAUCGCGCUGCAGACGGCGGGCUUCAUGCGCCUGACCUUUUGGGAGCUGUCGUGGGACGUGAUGGAGCCGAUCUGCUUCUACGUGACGUCGGCCUACUUUAUGCUGGGCUACGCCUUCUUCCUCCGCACUUCGCGGGACCCCUCCUUCGAGGGCUUCUUCCAGACCCGGUUCGAUGCCAAGCAAGCCGGCCUCCUGAAGGCCCAUGGCUUCGACGUCGACCGGUUCCACCGGCUCAGGAAAAGGAGACGAGCUAUGGCGAUCGAUGCCUGAUCGAGGCUAAUUCUCCUCCAUCGAUCGGCCUUUCUCUCAUUGGUGCCAUUAGAGUAGAGGACACACCACCUCCUUCGUGGAGGCUGUAAAUUAAGUUUUUCGUUUCUUUUAUUGCAGUAAUGAAUAAUUACUGAACAUAUUGAGAGAGAAUUGUUCGUGAUCGCCGUGAUCGCGAAAGCAGAGCUAAAGAAGGGACGUGAAUUGAAGUGCAUCUUGCUCUGCUGAGCGAGAGCCUAUCGUAUGUGACUCGGCCCACGUGCUAGAACGGCCGAAUUAUUCUUCAAGCCCUAAAAUAUAACUUUAUUUUACA
This is a messenger RNA of Zingiber officinale, 1245 nucleotides long. RefSeq names its product calcium uniporter protein 2, mitochondrial-like. The coding region runs from base 57 to 935 and encodes 292 amino acids. Gene Ontology annotation, biological process: mitochondrial calcium ion homeostasis; calcium import into the mitochondrion. Lineage: Eukaryota; Viridiplantae; Streptophyta; Magnoliopsida; Zingiberales; Zingiberaceae. Gene Ontology annotation, cellular component: uniplex complex; mitochondrial inner membrane. The record is from RefSeq and is a predicted model, not a curated record. The transcript has 2 exons. Gene Ontology annotation, molecular function: uniporter activity; calcium channel activity.